This is a messenger RNA of Terrapene triunguis (Three-toed box turtle), 1638 nucleotides long. RefSeq names its product sperm tail PG-rich repeat containing 2 (gene STPG2). The record is from RefSeq and is a predicted model, not a curated record. Lineage: Eukaryota; Metazoa; Chordata; Testudines; Emydidae. The coding region runs from base 1 to 1638 and encodes 545 amino acids. The transcript is spliced from 14 exons.
AUGUACGACCGGGCUCCGCGGGCGCUCACUCGGCCCGCGGGCGGCACCGAGGCUCAUGUGGGGCCCGGCUCCUACCAGCUGCAGCCCGGGAAACAGCAGAAAGCAGAUGGCUAUGCUCCAUUUCUUUCUUUGACAACUCGAGACUCUGCAUUUACUAUUCCAAAUGCUGAGAUUGAUGUUCCAGGACCAGGACACUAUGAUAUUUCCAAAGUACAGAAUAAUAUAAAAGGUGGUAAGAGUCCACAGAACAAAGAAAAACGUUUCAAAGAGAUCAGUACAGACACUCCAGGACCUGGAAGCUAUAACCAACCUCCUGCUGUGGGGUUAGAGAUUAAUAACAGGAAGCAGAAAGAGCCUAAAGAACAUAGUCAACUGAGGGCUGCUGGCAGUAUAAAAGUCUACCGAAAAGUGGAUGGUCCCUCUAUCCCUUCUCCAGGCCAAGCAUUUGGGUAUGAAGAAGCUGAGGAUGGCAUUCUUAUUAAACAAUACCCACCUCAAAGAGAUGUGACAUUGGGCCCAGCAUACUAUCAACCAGUAAUAAAUGGUGCAUAUUCUGCCAUGAAGUAUAAAGGAGUACAUUUUGGUAAUUUAACAGGAAAACGUAGUGAAUUUAAGGCUCAAGCAGGGCCUGGACCUGGGGAGUAUGACAUAACUCAGGAAAGUGCACUGCAUUAUUGGAAUGUCAACAUCAAAAAGGAAGACAAGAAAAAAUAUGAACCCUAUGUCCCACGGUAUCAUGAAGUAAUAGUAUUACAGGAAGAAAAGAAGGGUGUUCCAGGACCUGGACAAUAUGAAAUAAAAAGUCAGUUUCAGAAGGUGGAGAAUAUAUCACAAAAUGGAAAUGAAGUUCCACGUGCUCCUUUUCUUUCACAGUCCAAACUGCGCUAUGUUGGCCUCUUGAAUGUUACUGGCAACAAGUUGAAUCAGCUCGUUUUGGAUCUGUGGACUGAGGUGUUUACUGAGGGUCCAGCUUUCUAUAACAUUCUCAACUAUAGUAUUGAAAGAGAGAAUUUUAAAAAAGCUUACUUGGAGUGUACAAAGAAAGGAGCAUUUGGAUCUUCAACUCCUCGACCUCUAUAUGUUUUUAAGAGGGGAGCUUUCUGUACUCCUGGACCAGCUGAUUAUCAGGGCAAAAGGAGCACUGAAGAAUCACAUAAACAGCAUAAGCAAUUAUCUGUUUUCUUGUCAUCAACAGAAAGAACUCCAGUAGUUGCCAUGGAAAUUCCACCACCAGGCUCCUAUGAGGUUCAAAAAUCAUUUGAGAAAUCACAUAGUAAAAGCCACUAUAUGCCUCCCCGAACCACACUGGCUAAAAGAAAGCAUACCUCUUUUCUCAGUGCAACACCUAGAAAAAAUGUACCCAAUACUGACAAAGAUGUACCAGGACCUGGGACGUACAAUCCUGUAGUGAAGUCAGCUUCCAGUAUUUCCCUAUUUGUUUCCAGAGUGGAGCGUUUUAAGGACGUGAAAGAGAUUACUCCCGGUCCAGGAGCUUAUGAGCUAAGCCCAUUGUUUAAAGACACUGUCCUGAAGAGAACAUUUAAUGCUACCUUACAGAAUCCUGUUGCAACUCAGAUGGACAACACUGUUUGCAAAUAUGAGGCAGUGCACCCAGGCACACUUUGUGUGUCUAUUUAA